AUGCCCCAGUGGCACCCAUCUAUGCGCGCCCCAGGGACCGGUGCAGACGCCAUCUACACGAGCGCAGAGGCUGCAAAACGCUCACUAUUGAAGCUGCAACCGAUACCUUCCUUUGAGCUUUACAAGGGUGCGCGUGAGGAGGAGCUUCUCUGUUACCGCAGCGUAUGCCGCGUGAUUUGCAUGCGAAGUGGCGGACGGUUGACGAAGCAGCAGACACGUAUCUUAGAAGACUUGAGGGAGGAACUCUGUAUCCCUACCCAGCGGGCAGACGCAGAGAUGCUGGAGGCACUGGAGGAUGUGCUGGUCUCAAGCGUCGCCGCCUCUGGUGUACUAAAGCGGCGUGAGGACUUCUUUGACGGUGUGGCAGAUGUGCCACUCGAGGCCAUUCACGAGGGGGAGAGGGCUCAUGAUGACCACAACUCGCUGUACGCCCCGCCAGCAAAGGUACCACGAAAGGAAAAUGCAACUGCCGGUGCUGCAGCAACAGCGACAACAACGGCAUCAAGCUCGUGGCGCCGAGGAGUAACAUCGAAAAACUCUCAAGCUUUGCUUCUCAAAACCAUAGAUAAAAUUGGCCAUGAAGUCACCACAAUAAGCGGUAAGUUUCUUUCUGCUGUUUCCGUGGCUGAUCAAGAAGCGUUUCGGCGAGAGUUGCUCAUGAGGCGAGAGCGGCUAUUGCUGCUGUUGAAGGAAGCAGAGGGCAACGCGAUUGACGCGUCCGGAAGUUCCAGUGCAAUUCCCUCGGAGCAUGGCUUCUGA
Molecule: messenger RNA, 759 nt
Organism: Trypanosoma cruzi
Lineage: Eukaryota; Euglenozoa; Kinetoplastea; Trypanosomatida; Trypanosomatidae
Exons: 1
Coding region: 1-759 (252 amino acids)
Source: RefSeq, a predicted model, not a curated record